AUGGCGACUAACUCCAACGCACCUCUCGCCACGAGCACCCCAACAAAAGCCGAGGACUCGUCUGAGAGUAAUCGUCCGUCUGACAAGACUACAUGCACGUCGCCUUCGUCUAAAGCAUUGCUGCGAAGACUUGCCCACUACGUUCUUGACAAGCGACUUGAAGUCGCGCAGCUCAAGAAGGACAAGCUGGAGCUUCAGUCUCAGGUGAUGGCGCUUGAAUCUAGAGCAAACAUUCUCGUGGCAGAACGAGACGAGCUGAUGGGCACGCUCCUGCAAGCCGAAGAAGAGUUAAAGUCGGUCCUGAGUGACGAUGAGGAGCUGAAGGCCAAGCUGUUGCAUCGGUACUCGUACGAAACCGUUGUUUCAAGUUCCACGGAGGAAAGCUGA
This is a messenger RNA of Seminavis robusta, 387 nucleotides long. NCBI's taxonomy places the organism in Eukaryota, Bacillariophyta, Bacillariophyceae, Naviculales, Naviculaceae. The record is from the annotation of a GenBank genome assembly.